AUGGAAGUGCGGCUCGCGAUGGCCGACGACGCGCUCAAGGUGUUUGUCGCGGCGCUGCACUGCCUGGCGCAAGUCGGGAAGGAGCUGUCGAUCGAGUGCGACAUCGGCGCGCGUCGUCUCACGCUGCGUGCGCUCAACGACGCACGCUCGGCCUCGGGCCAAGUGGUUCUCGAUCGCUCUUUCUUUGCCGAGGCGCCCGAGAGUGGCGUGACGUUGCAGGACGUGGCGAUUUCGACGUGCGAGGCGCUACGUGCGCGAUUCCGCGGUCGCACACCUUUUGCUAAGUGUAAAGUGUUUGCCAAGUCGUGCUGCAACGUGUUCCGCACGCUCAAGCACGUCCAGAGCGUCCAAUUGGCGCUCGUCGUGGACCAAGAAGCGCUCGAUGAGAGCGAUGCGAGUCAAGAGGAGAAAGUGUCCCAGAGCAGCAGCAUUCAUAGGAGCAACGACGUGGACGAGGUAGAUCUGGACUGUCUGGCGCUGCGCUGGACGCUGCGCUGUGCCUUUGACAUCACCAAGACGCACGUGAUGAAGGUCCAGUCGUGCCAGAUCAUGCGCGCCGUGUUUGAUCAGCACGCGUGCCCUAAUCACUGGCGGACGCGGCAGCACCACUUGAGUUCGUUGUUCGCGCACAUUCAUCACAGUAGUGAAGUGAGCGUCACGUGCUCGCCUACUCACGUGAAGUUCGAGAGCUACUUUUCGAACGUGACUGAUAGUAAAGCGCAGUUGCAGACAGAGACGGCCGUGGAGAGUGCCGAGUUUAGUGAAUACGUGCUGCAGUCGGCGACAGAGUGGAGUGGGAGUGCGCAGUUGAUCUUUUGUAUCAAAGAGAUCAGGGCGCUCCUGGCAUUCUGCAAGACAAGUGACGUGUUGGAGGUCUCGUUUUACUAUACGACAAGUGGGAGUCCCGUGUUGUUUGCAGCCGAGUCGACGUCGAUGGCCAAGUUCUCUAUUGAGUUGACGCUGUCCACAGUCACGACGUUCGUGCCGGCAUCAUCGCAGUCGUGCAACGAGGAAGAAGUCGCGCUGUGCGUGAACGACACCACGACGAUCAAUGCUGCUGAUAGUCAGACACUGUCACAAUCGCAAUCUUCAUCGCAGGAGAAUCCUCGAUAUCUGACCCAUAGUAAGCGUCCACGGGUGGACUAA
Peronospora matthiolae is the source of this 1146-nucleotide messenger RNA. Lineage: Eukaryota; Oomycota; Peronosporomycetes; Peronosporales; Peronosporaceae. The record is from the annotation of a GenBank genome assembly.